AUGUCCUCCAGUGACUUCAGUUCAGGAACUGGUUUCACACACCAUGUUUCACAAGUGAAGGUUGUGUUUUUAGGCAGCAGGAAUGCUGGGAAAAGUUCAGCAGUAAACACCAUCCUGGGUAGAGAGGAGUUUGACUUAAAGAGAACUGCACAGUGUGUUAUGAGACAAGGAGACGUUGCAGGAAAGGAUAUAACUGUAGUUGAAGCUCCUGGAUGGCAGAGAAAUAAAGCUGUAAGGAAUUCCAUUGAGCUACUUAAACAGGAGAUUGUUCUCAGUGUGUCCAGGUGUCCUCCUGGUCCACACGCUGUCCUCCUGGUCCUGCGUUUAAACGUCAAAUCAUGGAAGAGUGAGCAAAAUGUAUUAGAGGGAUAUCUGGAGCUUCUUACUGAAAGAGUCUGGAGUCACACUAUAGUCCUGUUCACCUUCGGGGACGCUCUGGGAGACACAACCAUAGAGCAGUAUAUUAAGACAGAAGAGUAUCUCCAGGGUCUGGUUCAGAAAUGUGGAAACAGAUAUCAUGUUUUUAACAAUAAGAAGAGGCAUGAUGUCUCUCAGGUCACAGAGUUGCUGGAGAAGAUAGAGAAGAUGGUGGCAGGAAACGAAGGCUGUCAUUUGGAAAUGGACAAAAAGAUUCUACAAGAUGUGGAGGAGAGAAGGAGAGAAGAGGAAAAGAGAUCAAAAGAGAGGGUGAUGAAGGUGUCAAAGAAGAAAGAAUACAUUAGAUCACAAAAGAGAGAAACAGACCAUCUGUUAGAGAUGAGGCUUGUGCUCCUGGGUUACAAGAAUGCUGGGAAGAGUUCAUCAGGAAGCACCAUCUUAAGGGAUGAUAAAUUUAGAGAUCGAAAAAAUAAAUGUACAGAUGUUUUAAUGGGAGAUGGUGAAGUAGCAGGGAGAAAGAUCACUAUAGUUGAAGCUCCAGGAUGGCGGAGAAAUACACCUGUAUGCAAGAGCACUGAACAGUUUAAACAACAGAUGGAGUCUAGUAUGUCCAUGUAUCCUCCAGGUCCUCAUGCUGUACUGCUCGUCAUGUGUUUAGACUUAAAAUUUAGGAGAAAACAGAGAAAGGUGUUAGAGGGAUAUCUCAGUCUACUUGGUGACAAUGUCUGGAGUCACACCAUAGUUCUGUUCACCUUUGGAGACUUCCUAGGAGACACAACAAUAGAGCACUACAUUGAGCGUGAGGGAGAGGACCUCCAGUGGCUGGUUGAGAGAUGUGCAAACAGAUAUCAUGUUUUUAAUAAUACAAAGAGGGAUGAUGGUUCUCAGGUCACACAGCUGCUGGAGAAGAUAGAGGAGAUGGUGGCUGGAAAUGGAGACUGUAAUUUGGAAAUUGACUUCAAAUCAAAGUCUGAACUAAACAUGGAAGAUUCUGCAGCAGUUUCAAACACUCCUCCUGUUCGUCGACCUGCUAGGAUGGUCUCACCUAUUCCUUCCAGUCCCCAUACCACUAUCCCUCAAAACAAACCAGGGAAGGUUUCUGACUUCGAAGCCCAGGGCUAUCGUGCCGAGGAUUUCCAACGAGGUCCUCCCAUCACCCAAAAACAGAUUUCAGCUCGAAUUGCUCAGCAACUAGGGCCUAUUACAAUAUUCACUCUUGGAUCAGUUAAAAAGUGUGCUAAGGAUAAGAACAUAGAAGAAUACAGGUUUCUCUGCCUUCAUGAUGGUCAGUUUAGGUGCAAGUUGACUGACAUUGUAUUCGAAAUGAAAGGAAAGGGGGAAGUGCUGUACAGAAUAGUGUCCUGGGACAGGCAUGUUUUGAAUGGAUUAGGCCAAAACAAGCCUGCAGGACCUCUGUACAGUAUUGACUGCUGUGAAGGUUCAAUUCGUAAUUUACAUCUUCCACAUUGUGAGACCCGUAUUGGAUUAUUUGGCACAACUAAUUGACCAACAUUAAAAUAUUUUGAAGACCAUCUUUUGGCCUUGAAGGUACAGAAAAGACAGAAGAAC
Clarias gariepinus (North African catfish) is the source of this 1947-nucleotide messenger RNA. RefSeq names its product GTPase IMAP family member 8-like. The transcript is spliced from 8 exons. The record is from RefSeq and is a predicted model, not a curated record. Bases 1 to 1884 code for a protein of 627 amino acids. NCBI's taxonomy places the organism in Eukaryota, Metazoa, Chordata, Actinopteri, Siluriformes, Clariidae. Gene Ontology annotation, molecular function: GTP binding.